AGCGACCAAAACACUUUUCAUCUCCCUAUCGUGAUCUGAAGAUGAUGGAUCGAAUACGAAGAGUGAGGCUCACAUAAUUUGUAGGAUUCUUGAGAGACAACUUUUCUGGUUGGACAGAGUACUUAUGUAGCUUAGUGUGUUACAGCUUUAACUUCGAAUCUUAUUGUGCUACAGAGCACUCAAAUAUUCAGAUUAACUACUUCUACUACCAUGCUCCGCAGCCGACCCUCCUUCGGCGACCUGCUCGACGCGGAGGAGAAAUCCGAACUGGAUCUCUGGGUCGAGUCCACCAACGGCCUGUGGCGGAAAGAUUUGGAAAAGUUUGGCCCUGGGUUCGUGGACUACGUCGACAUACCGAACAGGCAGGCUGUCGGCCUGGUCGCCGCGAAACUCUACCGGAACAGCUAUCUCGCCUGGUGCGGGGUGGUGGAGCUGGCGCCGGAUCAUCCCUGGUAUGGGAAGCGGUUGUCGCAAAUCGAGAGGGAGUUGGACAGAAUGUUGGACACAGUCGAGAGAAUUAGCACGACCCCGUCGUCGUCGCCGCGAGGUGCUACGCCACACGAUAAUUCAUCACACGUGAGAAUAAAAAGACCGCACGGAGGUUUGUCCGAUGGCGUGUCUCUCGGAAAGGCACACCUAGUGGGCUUCGACUGUAACCACCGCGGCGACGCGGUUCCCUAUGCGUCUUUUGUGCAGGAGAAGAAUGAAGCGAUGCGGCGAAAGGCGGCAGGUGGAGGAGUCGAUGCUGCAAUGGAAGCAGGCGAUGAAGACAGCAGCGACGAUGUUGAAAACAUUUUCAUGGGCAAAAAUGGGGCUGCCUCUACGGACGACCGGGAGCCCGCGUAUAAAAAGCAAACUCACUGGCUACAGGCCACGAUGGAGGACAGUGACGAUGCUGGCGCCGAGGUAAAUCCGCAGUUGGUGCAAGCUGCGAAAGAUUUUGACGUGGACUUUUCCACCUCAAGUUUGCCGACGUCAUCCGGUGGCGGGCUUGCUAUGCCACAAACGGGAACAAUUAAUGUGAUCCCACAGACUGGCAUGCCACAGAUGGGGCUGCCGCCGCAAGCGCAAACCGGGAAUAUGCCUCAGACGGGCCUACCGCAAAUAUCGGCCACGAAAGCUGCUACUGCAAAAUCCAUCCCGCAAAUGGGUUUACCCUCCGCGAUGAUGGCCCAGCAGGUUCAGGCACAGUCGAAUUCGGCAGUUGGGAAGUUAUUUAAUCCUGGCGCUUUGGACACGGAUUGGACGCCGGUUUUGUUGACCAAUGGAGUGUACAGAGACCACGCAUUCGCGUGGAAGGAAUUGCAGAAUUUGGUGCAGAUUUGUGUGCAAGCGAGGACGUUCGACGAGUUUCGUGGGACAUAGAGUUCUUGAUAAUUUUUAACAAGGAAAUUCUACUAGCUCGUGGAACGGAAUCACUUUUUUGUUUAGAAUCACUAUAGAAGGGGCGUAUUGGUACUUUUGUAGCUGCAGACGCAUUGACCUCACUGUGGGCGUAGUUCCAUUUGCGCUUAAAGUCCGGUGUCCGAAGAAGCAGACGAAACUCAGGCGCUCAGUUUUGCUCGGUCAAAUGCGACUUCCUGUUUCGUGGUCAGUCGUUGCGAACAAUGAAGCUUCCGUUGGGCAGAGAAUCGGUAAAGCUUCAGGUGAGGGACACGAGAGCCAAAUAGGGGCUGAAAAAACGAUAGUAAUAGUAUCACUUCGUUAUAUAAUUUCGUUUUCGUAUUUGGGAACGACGAGGUACUUCGCCCUUCACUCGCUCUCGAACUCGAUCGUAUUUGUCGUGCUAUUAGAAACACUAUCCUUCAGCUGUGGGCAACAAGAGCAUCGUGGCACGUUCCUUAUCGUGUGGUCUUGCUGAGUGAUUUUUUUGGAUAUGGAUUUUCAUUUCUUGUUCUUUUACACGUAAUCAAAAACUAUCUUCAAGAACCACUAUUUUUACGACUGCUUUUGUCAUCUUGUUUUAGAUGAUGGGAUUUUUUUUUUUUCGACUCCGUAAUCUCAGCGAGAAGACCAAAAUCUAGAAUGACGUGAGUACUGGCGUUGGCCAAGAGUUGGAGCAAGGGGAGGCUCCGCGCAACUGUCGGGUUACUUCCACCGGCAGGGGGACAUCAGUACUAUAUAAGUAGUCCUGAAGAGCAUUCGAAUUCGUGGUUGAUAACUUGACUACCAUCAGGACCAAGGCUCGUAGUAAAUUUUCUUUCGCUCCAAUCUUUUUUUGUUUUCGAUUACGUCGACAUGUUGCAGAGCAUGUAAUACGUGCCGCAUCGUCAUAUAUAGGUUUUUUUUUUUUUUUCAGCCUCCUGUCAGCUCGUCUUUGUGAAAUUUCUCA
This is a messenger RNA of Amoebophrya sp. A120, 2332 nucleotides long. The record is from the annotation of a GenBank genome assembly. NCBI's taxonomy places the organism in Eukaryota, Dinophyceae, Syndiniales, Amoebophryaceae.